GUGCUUAUUAUAAACAGUGCAGAAAGAAAGAGUUAAUGGCCGAGAAAAAAAGAUCACCAAGCAAGUCAAAAGGACUACGACUUGUUCGAAAAAGGGCUCGGAGGUGGUUGGUAAUCACGGUUUAUGCCACCGGUUCUCGUAGAAAGUACUCAAGGAUGGUGCGGAAAUUUAAACCACUGUCCCCUCUCCUCCUUUUUCAUUAAUAUUAAAUUGGCUUCAUGUCACCAUUAUUUGUUCAUCCUCAUUAAAUAUCUUUAAGAAAUUAAAAAGUUGGGCUGGGCUUAUAAAGCCCAUAAAGUUUAAAUGCAGAGUAGAAUCUCUUCGUAGGACAGUAAGAGGUUGAUUGUUCGUGGUUUUUGUUUUAGUUUUUGGUUUUUGUUUUUGCAAAAACCAUUUUUCAUCCAAUCAAGUUUUAGUUUUUAGUUUUUGUUUUUGUAGAAACCAUUUGAUUUGCCAAUCAAGAUUUCUAAUAAAUAGAUUCCCUAAAAUUUAGGGAAACUAGUUUUUGAAAAGUUUAACCACUUUGUGAAGAAAAACCAAAAACCAACUUUUGUGAGCUUUUAAAAGGAAAAACGAAUUUUGAUAUUUUUGGAUAGAAACUACAACAUUUAAUUAAUUAAUAAUUAAUAAAUAACAUUUUCAUAAAGAUAAAUAAUCAUACAAUUUUUGGUACAUUAGCUAUAAUUUAAACAAUAAUCUGAUAUAACUUAUUUGUGUUUAAUAUCUGUAAAAUAAAUUUAUAUAGUUUAUAAAUAAUAUUAAUUAAUUUUAAAACUUAGUUAUUAAUUUCUCUAUAUAAAAUAAUAGAAUAAUUUUAAUAAUUACUAGUCACAUUAAAAAUAACUAAAAUUAUAAGUAAUACAAUAUAUUGUAUUAGUCAUGAAAAAUAAAAAUAGCCAUUAAAUUUUAAGAAAAUAUAAAUAAUUUAUAUGAGAAAUUUUAUAAUUAGUUUCAAAAUUUGAAGUAUUUUUAUUUUUAUAUAAUUUAGAUUUGGAGGUUUGAUGUAUUUUCCAUGUUUCCAAACACAUAGAACCAUAAACAGUAGUCAGUGGAUCACUAAACAACAAUUAAUGUUUGACAAAAUUAAUAUUUAAUACAGUCUAAUUAAUACUGAUAGAUUCGAAACGAAACUAAAUCGAACCAAAAAUUGAAUCAGUAUUCAAAUUUCUAUAAUAUAAUUUAUAAAAAUAAAUUAUAUUUAAUUUUAAAAUAAUUAAUAAAAUAUUUUUUAUUGAUCUGCUAAUUCGCCAGCCUUAUAAAAGGUAUUUAUGAUUAUGCCGGAUAAUUUUUAUUCGCUCUUCCUUGCGUUCGCAAUUCAAAAUUUUCUAGCAGACCUUUACAUUUCUGAACACAUAUUUGAAUCUACUCUUAUAAUUUGUGAUCAGUAUUUAAUACAGUUUAAUUAUUACUGAUAGAUUCGAAACCAAACUAAAUCGAACCAAAAAUUGAAUCAGUAUUCAAAUUUCUAUAAUAUAAUUUAUAAAAAUAAAUUAUCUUUAGUUUUAAAUAAUUAAUAAAAUAUUUUUUAUUGAUCUGCUAAUUCGUCAGCCUUAAAAAGGGUAUUUUAUUUUAAUCGUCUGGAUUAAAAAGAUUCAAAGAAAUGAAACGCCUCCAUAGAGGACAAUGCCUUAUACAACAAGACAGAGAAAAAUAAAAAGCAAGCGACAACAUUCUAAAUAAGAAUCAAACAUCGCUCUCCGAGGUUUCUCUCUAAAUACGAGCGUGCAGCCAAGAGGGACCUCCCAAUGCCAAAUAUGACUGAUAUCGUCCAUCACGCCUAUCAGAUUUCAAACUCAUUUCUGGUCAAACCUAAACGGGCCAAAAAUAUAGGUCCAUUAAGUCAUGUUUGUGUACCAACGGUUCUCAUUUAGUCUCAUUCCUGCCUAUAUCAUAAAUCUCAACCGUUAAACUUAUCUCGCCUCCCAUUGUCAUCUUCUUGUUGAAUGAAAAUAUAUUUUAAAAGAUACAAAUAAUUUUAUAAAGUUUUUUUUAUCAACAAAUUAUUUCUUUCCUUUUUUAAAAUAUGUCUAAAUAAAUUGAUGAGAAGAAUUCACUGUUUCACAAAGAAUCAUUCCUUACUUUAUUCAGUAUAUUUCUUUUGAAAUUAGUCUCCCAUAAAUCUUUUGGCCAAAAAAAAAGUCUCCCAUAAAUCUACAUUUUAAGAUAGAUAUCUUUUCUCCAAAAGAAAGAUAAAUUUAGAUUUGAAAUUUUCACAAAAUAUGCAUUUCCCUAAAAUACCUUUAACAAUUAUCAUAUGACUAAGAUACAAUAAACGCCCAAUGAAAAACAGUUUUAGUUUACCGUUGUUUUGGUGUUCAAACAAAAAAAAAAAGUUCACCCUAGUUUGUAUCGUUUCUCCUAUACUUUCUGCCUGGAGAGAUAUUAGGUCAGAAAUCACUACUAGAAGAAGAUGGUGAUGAUAACCGACCUUCCAUUUGAUCUGGAAAAGAAGAUACUCACCCUUGUUCCGAAAGAGUCUCGACCACAAUGGCAAACUACCUGCAAGAGAUGGUACGCCCUACGCCAAGAUCUACUCGCCAAGAAACACUUGGCUCAAACCGGAAGAGAGUUCAUCUUAUUGUUGAAUACUAGUGUUUUUUCAACAACCAUCAACCUCCAGGGAGUCCAUAACAACGUUGAUCCGACCAUGGAGUUCGGAGGUAAACUUGGAUCUUUACAAGAUUCAAAUGAUUUACAAAUAGAUAGUAUUUUUUACUGCAAGGGGUUGGUGCUAUGCACUAUGGUGGGAAAACAAAGGCUCCUGGUUUGCAACCCUAGUAACCGUGAAACUAGGUAUGUCAAACCUAGAAGUAAUGGCUGUUCCGAAUAUGCUCUUGGAUACAAAGGCAGCAAGUCUUCUUGUGUUAAUAGCUACAAGAUCUUGAGGUAUUGUCGUUAUUUCGACAUGCAAAUGAGGCGUACCGUUUCCGAGUUUGAACUGUAUGACUUUAUGUCUGACUCAUGGAGGGUGUUAGAUGUGGAUGAGCAUGAUUCGUACAUAUCAGCUUGCGGCGUGUCUGUGAAGGGAAACACUUACUGGGUUGCUAAAAGAUAUGGAAACCAGUUCAUACUCAGUUUUGAUUUCACAAGAGAGAAAUUUGGGUUUCUCCCUCUUCCGUAUGAGAGUGCUGGUCCUGGUGUUUCAGUGGAUUAUGGGCAUAAAGAUACCGCUGUUCUGUCAGUUGUUAGAGAGGAACAACUCUCGGUGUUACAUCAGUAUCUUCACUUGUUUUCAUUUGAGAUGAAGAUAUGGGUGAGCAACAUGAUUGGCACCAAAAAGGUGUCGUGGGGCAAGUUCUUGGUAGUGGACGUAGUGCUGUUAAAUGUUGUCAGCUUCGUGGUUGACGAGGAGCAUAAAAUGGCAGUGUGUUGUUGUACAGACAAGGAUGAUGGUGACGAAGAGGGUACCAGCAUUUUCGUUAUUGGAGAGAAUAUACAGAGACAUGUUUAUGAUGAAGAAGUGACAAUAGAUGCAUCAUGGCCACAUCUCAUGAAUUAUGUUCCAAGCCCGGUUCACGUUGUGAGGAAGAGUACGCGCAAAAGCAAAAGGAAACGAAUUGCAAGGAGCUUUAACAGGUAUCAACCAGAGGAGGGCACAUCGGCAAGAAGCGUUGAGGAAACAAAAGUGACACCCAAAGCAAAACCUAAAGCAUAUCGAAGUUUCUAGGGUUGCUUUGAAUGUCCCAAAAUGGUUUAGGAAAUGAAUGUGACACCAGACCUAAAAAGCACAUCGAAGUUCUCUUGCUGUUGCUUUGAAUGUCGCAAUGAUUUCUAUCUUUUCUUCUUUCUUUUUUUUGGACAAUCCCAAAUGUUGUAAUAAAUUGAACGCAUAUUGAAGUUUAUUAUCUUAUUUUGACUCUUAAAAUCUGAGUAAAUGCAAUGGUUUUGUAUUUCAUUUUAUUUACAUUGAUACCAUCAGAUUAAUGCGAAAGAAGCACACAGACUGCCUCCAACUUGCUUCUUUGCUCUCGAGAGACGUUGAGAGCGUAGUGGAAAGGAGAAGUGUGGUUCAAGUUUCCUCUAACUUGAAGAAAAAGAAAGACGAAGGUUCUUUCAAAGUUCACUUCUUUUUCGCUAUAUAGUCUAUUGAGGUUAGCCGGGGUUUAUCAAAUAAGCACAGUGUCUAUUAUUCCGUUUUCCAUAUAACUAAUAUUUGUUCUUUCUAUAGUCAUUGAAUGCAAUUUCUUAUAAGUUAUUUAGAAUGUAGCAUUCUAUUUUUGAAACAUUGACAUCCUACAUCUUGGUAAAAUAAAAGUCACUCUAACACGAUUAUGAACUUCAUCAUCCCAUCAAAAUUACCAAUUAGAGGUGAAUUUUUAAUAUCAAUUCUGACAUAUUCUAUUUUUUGAAAAAAAACUUUUAUAAAAUAUUUUUUUGUCAAUAAAUUCUUUUUGUAAGGGCUCAAAUUUUUUAUUUUGGAUUUUUAACAGCUCGAAGAGAAUAUAAAGUUUUGAUUACUUUAGCAGGAGGUCUGCUUGACUUUGAUUCUCUAUCUACCAUAUUUUGGGUAUUUUGUAAAAUGUAUUCCUUUCAUUUUCUAUAAAUACGCCUAAAUAAAUUGAUGAGAUGAUUUCACUCUUUAACAAAUUAUUAUUCCUUAGUAAUUUAGGAUAUUCCUUUUGAAAAUAUAGUCCCAUAAAUCUAUAUUUCAAGAAAGAUAUAUCUCCAAAAAAAAAACAUCUUAUCAAUAUGCAUUUCCCUAAAACACCUUUAACAAUUAUCACACAAACAAGAUACAAAUAUACAAUAAAAGCCCAAUGAAAAUCAGUUUUAGUCUACUGGGAAAAUGAUCAUUUAAUUUCUCAAGUAUUUGAAAUUAACAGUUUAAAUCUUCAACUCUUAGUAUGCAAUUUAAAUCCUAAUGUUUGUGUUGACUUCAAAAACUUUCUUUUAUUGCUAAAAACAUAUUCUCUAAAUCAAAACCCAGAGGUUAAUUAGAGCUUGCUUUAAAGAAGCUAAACUUAAAAAAUAAAUCUUCUUUAGAGUCUUAAAGCCAGCGGAGACUUUAUUUUAGGAAAAUAAAAUUCUGAAUUUUGAUAUGAAGAAGAUGCUGCUUUUAGGAUUUAGAACUCUGGCUUUUGAUUUGGGGAAGCAGAUGAUAAGAAACAAAAUAGAAGGAGAUUAGCUGUUUAAUUUAACGUUUUUUGGUAUUAUCUAACGUUUACUUUUUUCAAGACUAAUGUUGUGAAGUCAACACUAACAUUGGGAUUUAAAUUGCAUACCCAAGAGUUGAGGAUUUAAACUGUUAAUUUCAAAUACUUGAGGAAUGAAAUGAUCAUUUUCCCUUAGUCUACUCUAGUUUUGGUUAUGCCGGACGCUCUUCCUUGUGAUCGCAAUUCAAAAUUUUCCAGCAGACCUUUAUAUUUCUGAACACAUAUUUGAAUCUGCUCUUAUGGCUUUACUUAAUUUGGAGUAUAAUUUGUGAUCACCCCCCUCCCCCCUGACUUGGUGCAUCAACGUAGACGAACGUAUGUCCUUCAUAAUGCCUUCCACUGUCAAUCAUAAGUUAGGGUAAUAGAUAGCUGGUUUCCACCACCACAACCAUGUAUGCAUCCAAGAAAUAACGUUAACUAUACAAGAAAUUUUAGUAAUCAUUUUGACUUUUGUCUUUUGAUGAUGAACUUGUAAUUGAGAUUUGUUUGAUUUAAUUAUAUGUCAGAUAAGACUGAUAGCGUGUCAUGUUCAAUAUAUAAACAUGAUGCUCAUUUAUCACAUGGAAAUUUGUUUGUCGGUCUUUCAAAAGAAAGUAAGCCACCAUUUUCUUUAAUUAAGACCAUUUGUUCGUUGAAUCAACUAACUUUCAUAAUUAAGACCAACCUUAUUAGAAUGUGUUGGAAUUUGGAAGUGAAUUUUCACCACGCAAUACGCCAGCAAACGGAGAAGGAUACUUUGGUAGCAGUAUAUAUUAUCUUAACUCAGCUGAAAACUCAUUAGUCGAAGAGAGAGACCUUGUAGGCAUCCUGUAGAAUUUACGAAUAACAUUCGAGUUUGAGACUGCAAACCUAUUAUGAAUAUAUUAUUUCUAUAUAUUACUAUGCUAAUUUUUUAUAUCUUUUUAAUUAACUUUGUUAAAAUCAGAAGUAUGUUACUUCAAAAAAAAUUCAAUACAAAUGUUAUUAUUUGAAGUAAAUUCAAAUUAAAUUUGUUAUAAACAAAAUUAACAUACAAUACACACGUACAUGCAGCAGAAACUCAUUACGAGCUGACUUGUAAAACAAAAAGUGGAAACUGGAAGGUUGAAAACAAGCUGAAGUCUCAAAAGAUUACACUUUAACCCCGAAAUUUACAAAUUAAUGCUCUUACAUAUUCAAUCGCUCUCCGAUAAUGAUUAUGUUGGGAUGAUGUGAUCUUAGUAAUUUUUUUCAGAGCGUCUUCAAUCGUUGCAACAAAUCCAGCCUUUGGCAGGAGGUGAACGGCUGAAGUUUACACUGAUCUGUUUUUCCUUGCGAGUGUGAAUCUCUCCAUCUUCUCCUUCAUUGACUUGUAAAACACUCAAAACUAAUUAACUUUCACAUAAAUCGCAUAAAACAACAAAAAUAUAGAGAGGUAGAGCAGAUUCUAACAACAUAAUAAUAUCAUAUAUAUAUGGGUAUACAUUAAUCAAAUGACUUACUAAGUUUCCGGUUUCUGAAAACAGGAAUGACUGCCGAACAUGAAGAUGCAAUGCAUACAAGUAAAAGUGAAGCUAUUAAUAAAAAGAACUUGAGAUUCAUUUUGUUUUUUCCUCCAUUUAUCUUUUGCUUUGCCAAGUAUAAAUAACAUUUAGUGUACGGCUAUUAGGUAGAGAUUAUAAUUAGGGUCGUUCUCACCACCAGUCGGUGGUGAUAUGUAUAAGUCAAUGUAUUUUAAAUGACCCGAUGUUGAUGACUAUUUAAUCUUGUUCAUCUUUAGAUUUUAUGUUCAUCUUUUGAACAAACAAAGCUGCAAAAACGAACCAACACACACAUACAAAAAACACACGCAUACAUACACACACAGACAAUGUUCCACACAAGAGAAGACCGUACACACCUAGCUAUCAAGGGGAGGGGUUGUGAAAUCGACCAGAGAAAAGUGUAAGAAAGUUAUCUUGAUCAUGACUCGUGAGUCGUGACGUAGUGUUGAAUAGCAUGAAGAGGUACCUUAGAGCGAUCAAGACAAGCGUUCUUCUCUCCUUCCACAACUACUACUACUACUCUACUGUAACAUAUAAUUUGAUUUAUUUAAUUAAUUAGUAUGUAUCACAUAAUGAAACAAAACCUUAA
Brassica rapa (field mustard) is the source of this 7244-nucleotide messenger RNA. RefSeq names its product F-box/kelch-repeat protein At3g17530-like. Lineage: Eukaryota; Viridiplantae; Streptophyta; Magnoliopsida; Brassicales; Brassicaceae. Gene Ontology annotation, molecular function: protein binding. The record is from RefSeq and is a predicted model, not a curated record.